Molecule: messenger RNA, 1806 nt
Organism: Mytilinidion resinicola
Lineage: Eukaryota; Fungi; Ascomycota; Dothideomycetes; Mytilinidiales; Mytilinidiaceae
Exons: 8
Coding region: 1-1806 (601 amino acids)
Cellular component (GO): nucleus
Source: RefSeq, a predicted model, not a curated record
AUGGAACUAGAGUGUGGUGACCCCAAAAUCCCGCUGGCGUCUGCAGAGACAGAGCAGCCCCUGCUGCCGCUGGAUGACGAUGAGAGCGAGAAGCUCAUAGAGCUGUCUCUAGACCUCAAAUUCAGGCAUAUCGGAUAUGCGCGAGGCAGCUGGUGCGCCUGGGCAGAUUCAGACCGCGCUGACUAUGAGUCCCUUCACCCCGACGUCCGGAAUAACGCCGUGUUCGUGGCUAUAGACUUCGAGAGUCUAGCCUGGCUUCCUGACAACCACGCAAUGCACGGCAAGAUCACUGAGCUCGGCCUAGCUUUCCUGGAUUGUCAAUAUGCACAUUGGCGCCCGGACGUCAAGGAUAGAGCCGGUGACUCUCUCUGGAAAGCAGACAAGUCCGAGUUCGGCCCCAGCGAAAUUGUAUCGAUCACGAGCCUCCGCGAUACCAUCAUGAAGGAGUUCCGUAUCUUGGACAAUACCCCUGAGCCAUCCAACAGUGCGCCAACUACUACCGAUCCCAGAUAUCGCCCCAUCGUGCUGGUAGCACACUGUUUCGGGAACGAAGACUCCUACCUACGCAACGAGCUAGACAUGUCUUUCUCGGACCUUGGCACUAUCUGCGGUGUAGUCGACGCUCAAGUCAUGAUACGCGAACCACCUUCACUUCGGUAUAUGUUGACGGAACGAUACCAGGUACUGCCCAACAUUCUGAACUUACACAAUGCUGGGAACGAUGCGGUCUACGCACUUAUGCUCGUCAUCGUAUUCGCAAUCGAGAAAGAGAGCGGAAAACUGAACAAUGAACUUAACGACUGGUUAGUGCUACUAGGCUGGAAGGCUUUACAUAUUUCAGGGCAUUGCGAUGACCGUGAGGGUGGACUGGACAAGAUUGCGGGAGCUCUUAAAAAGUUGCGAUUGGAGGCGCCCGACCCACCGUUCAAUCGAUAUGCCCGGGAGGCUGUACCUGAUGCUGAACCUGAAGAUGACGAAGAGGCGGAGCCAGUUCAAACUGUUCCACUGGCCGAACAUGAAGGCAGCCCAAGAUCUUCGGACAUCGAGGUAAACUCCACUACUUCAGAUAUCGAGGCUAUUCCAAUGGCUCCUCCAGCCAUUGGAGAAGGUCUCGAUGCUCUGACUAUUGGAGUCUUUCCUGAGCACCCCUUUUUGCGGCGGCUUGUGAUGUCUCGUACAUGCUUUCAACUAUCAAGUCGAUCGCUAAGGCCCUCUACAAACGCAGAAUCUAUGCCCUUCACAAUGGCACAUGUCACUAACGAGCUGACACCAUCCAUGUUCCGCAAGCCUGGAGAACCCCAGUUACCACUAUCCCGAGAAGAAGGCGAGAAGCUUCUCGGUCUUGCCCUAGGCAUCAAAAUCGAUCGUCUUGGACCGACGAGAGUGGAUAUCGAGGACAGCAGAGGUCAUUCACUCUAUGCUGCCGACAAGUUUACAUACGGUACUAGCGAGAUAGUGUCGGCCGCUAAUCUCAGGGAAAUACUGAUGAGAGAACUGCGGAUUUUCGAUACUCCUCAGUCAGCGGGAUUGGCUUCCCAUACAACGGACUCUUCCCCAGAGGAGACUGAGGUGACUGUUGACAUCGCUACGACUGAGAGCGCCGUAUCGACGACCCCAAAGCCGGAGUCCAAAUAUCGACCUAUCAUUCUCGUCGCCCAUGCUUUUGAUAACGAGGACAACUACCUCCGCCACCAGAUGGGGAUCUCAUACUCCGAGCUCGAUCUCUAUGCUAUCAUAGACGCCCAGAUCCUUCUCUGCGGCAGACGACAGAGGCCCUCUGGCCUCCGCGAGCUGUUAGAGAAUUGA